Molecule: messenger RNA, 1468 nt
Organism: Siniperca chuatsi (mandarin fish)
Lineage: Eukaryota; Metazoa; Chordata; Actinopteri; Centrarchiformes; Sinipercidae
Product: hemicentin-2-like
Exons: 4
Coding region: 72-848 (258 amino acids)
Source: RefSeq, a predicted model, not a curated record
AGCUGAGUUCCUGUUCUCAGCUCAGACAGAAGCUGUGGUCACUGUUUGUCUGAUCAGUCACUUCAGUCUGUAUGAAGAUGAGGGUGAAUAUCUGCGGCUGCCUGUUAGCCUUUGCUCUAGGCUGUAAUGUCACUGCAGAAAUAAUCCAUGAAGUAUUUGAGGAGAAGGCCUCCAUCUCUCCUCUGCGAUGUCCUCACUCUGUGGAGGGUAAAGUGACGUGGAGCAGAGAGAUUAAUGGAAACAAAGUUGACAUACUUACAGUUGAUGGUGACGGAGAUAUAAGACACAAUGACCCAGGCAGACGAUACAGUUCAUUGAAUGAUAAGUCACUUCACAUUCGCAGAGCUGCCGUCUCAGACACUGGAAGAUACUUCUGUAAUAAUGAACCGGCUGUGGAGCUGACGGUGAUCCCAUCAGGGACAGUCAGACUCACUGCUACAGAGAGGACCGGCGUCACUCUGAAAUGCCCUCCUGAUGUUGGAGGAUCAGAUGUUCCAACAUGGAGCAGAGACACUGGUGAAAUACAACAACAAAGAAGGUUUUAUGUUUCACCAGUUAACAAGACGUUGACUAUAGCAGACGUGCAGCCUGGUGACUCUGGACUUUACUACUGUGAUGGAAAACCAGCUGUGUAUCUGAAUGUGAUCAAAGAAGGUAAGAAGAAUACACCGUCAGCUACAACUGCAACAACACAAACAGCAGCAGCAACUGUACCAUCAACAACACUGACAAAAACAGACUACGACUGUACAACCAUGAAGAAACAGAGUCACGCUAAGAAACCCAGAAACAGAAAGUGCAAUUUAAUGAAUAAGAUAAAACAGAUCUUAAUGUUUAAUGUUUGUUAAAUUUUCACUUGUAGGUACAUCGGAAUUUACAACAAAUCAAUUCCAAUAUGUAAAUAUCACUGUCUGUCAUAACACUGAAAUUAUAAAUGCACGUCAGUGUACAUGCCUGCAUAUCUGAUCAAAGCAGUUGUCGAACCACCUGCAUAGUUUUUGUUUACAGGUUUUGUCACACAGCUGGAAAAGUAAUUGGAAGAAAAAGUUGUAUUACUGCAAUAAGAGCAUUUCAAGGUGGCAGUUUACAGUAGUACUUAUUCACGACAGCAGUGUGGGAGCGUUAAUGAUGAGAAGGUCUCUUUGUUUCAGGACACUGGAGAUUACUUAGUAUGUGAACACACAUUCAGACACAAGCCAAAAACGUCUGGUCCUGCUGGUAUUUUUGGGCAAGUUUUUCUAAAGGAUAUUUUAACGCGACAAGAUGAGUGUUACUGAUUGUUGUGGGGAUACAAAAUUUUAACUUCUAGUUCCUUCAUCCUUGUGAGCAAUGAUGACAUAUUUAGCUAACUUUAUUGUUCAAAUGGCCUUCAGCUAUGUUAAAAAGAUGCAUCAUGUCUAUAUAAAUUGUGUUUCUAUGUUAGUUCUUUACAGUAUUACAUUUUGUACCAAGACAAAUGAACACUGAU